AUGGCCAAUAGUAAGGGGCUGGCGGCGGCCGCCGCCGUGACCGCUGUAGGGAAGAAUAAUUCGAGGAAGCGGACUGCUCUGCAGACGCUGACCAAUAUUAAUAGACAGCCACGGCAGCUCGAUGCCAAGAACGUGCUGGUGGAGAAGGUUUCUAUCUACAAUGACAGUAAAGAAAAGCCCGGCAGGCAGACUAGUGCCGGAAACGCUAUCUCGCGGAAUGCCAGUAUGGCCAGAAAUGGCAGGGUGUCGCUACAACAGCAACAGCAGCAACAUCAGCAGCAGCAGCAUCAGAAGGAACUCGUUGAUCAUGACGGGUACCCUAAUAGUGACGAUACGGUCGAGGAAGAAGACGAGGAGGACGAAGAAGAGGACGAUGAUUACGAGGUCCAUAAUCAGUACUACCGUCGAACUGACGCCAUGGAGGACAUUGAUACAGUCGAAGAGCUCGAUAUAGCCGACCAUGUUCACAGAGGAACCAAAAGACCAGAUACACGUAUGGCUUCUGGUCGUGGAAGUGUCGAAUAUGAACAGGAUUACGAUACCGUUGAAGACCAUCAGUCAGCAGUAGCAGCUGUAACUGGUGGUGGUGGUGGUGCAGGUAACAGAACCAGGGUUCAUGGAAUGCACAAACCGAGUUUCGACGAGUUCGACGAUAUUGAGGUCGAAGUGGAUGACGACGAGGACGAUGAUGAGGAUACAAGUAAUAAUAACGUGCUGCUGCACGACCUGACCGAGCCAACAGCUCUGGCAGUUAUGAAUAUCGUCAACGACUCGGUUCUCAACCCAAAUGCAUUAUUCCCGGUUUGGGAGCAGGCCGAUAAGGAAGAACUUCGUCAGGCAUACUAUGAAAUCCGCAGUCGACCGGGCAUCCUCGACGAAGACGACGAAGAUACUUACGAUAUUUCCAUGGUCGCCGAGUACGGUGACGAUAUAUUCGCAUAUAUGCGACAGCUCGAGGUUAAAAUGAGACCUAGUCCUGGGUAUAUGGACCUUCAGACGGAAAUUCAGUGGUCAAUGAGAUCAGUGUUAGUAGACUGGUUGGUGCAAGUACACCAUCGAUUUAAUCUGUUGCCAGAAACGUUGUUCCUGACAAUUAAUUAUAUGGACCGAUUUCUGUCGAUUAAAGUGGUAUCACUCAGCAAGUUCCAGUUAGUAGGAAUUGUAGCUCUGUUUCUAGCUGCCAAGUACGAGGAGAUCAACUGUCCCUCGGUACAGGAGAUAGUAUACAUGGUUGAAAACGGGUUCAGUGCCGAUGAGAUUUUAAAAGCAGAGCGAUAUAUGAUUGAUCUGCUGGAUUUUAAUCUUGGCUGGCCCGGACCCAUGUCGUUUCUACGUCGUACCUCGAAAGCUGAUGACUAUGAUCUCGAGACCCGAACUCUAGCCAAAUAUUUAUUAGAAAUCUCGGUGAUGGACGAGCGAUUUGUAGGAGCACUUCCCUCGUGGAUCGCUGCUACAGCUCAUUAUCUGGCCCGACUCAUGCUCAACAGAGGCGAAUGGACCAGUGCACACGUCUACUUUUCCGGCUACACGGCCGUCCAGCUCAAUCCUGCUGUCGAAGUGUUACUAGAAUGCUGUGAACACCCUCUAGAACACCACAAAGCCAUCUACGAAAAGUACUCGGACCGCAAAUUCAAACGGGCCUCGCUUUUCGUGGCUGAUUACAUGCGACGACGACGGGCCGCUGCCAAUUCUCACACCGACUCUGUCUCCACCACGUCAUCCUCCUCCUCAGUCUCGACCGCCACAACUGCCACCAGUGCCACUACCGCCACAAACGCCACUACUAAUUAA
Molecule: messenger RNA, 1791 nt
Organism: Sugiyamaella lignohabitans
Lineage: Eukaryota; Fungi; Ascomycota; Dipodascomycetes; Dipodascales; Trichomonascaceae
Gene: CLB4
Product: B-type cyclin CLB4
Exons: 1
Coding region: 1-1791 (596 amino acids)
Biological process (GO): regulation of cyclin-dependent protein serine/threonine kinase activity; mitotic cell cycle phase transition
Cellular component (GO): nucleus; centrosome; cyclin-dependent protein kinase holoenzyme complex
Molecular function (GO): cyclin-dependent protein serine/threonine kinase regulator activity
Source: RefSeq, a predicted model, not a curated record